Molecule: messenger RNA, 1010 nt
Organism: Musa acuminata subsp. malaccensis (wild Malaysian banana)
Lineage: Eukaryota; Viridiplantae; Streptophyta; Magnoliopsida; Zingiberales; Musaceae
Source: RefSeq, a predicted model, not a curated record
ACAGGUGAAGUGAAGUGGAUCUGAUGCAUACCAGCAGGCAAAGGAAGUAGUGAUGGAGCAUGCCAACUAGGCCGUACAGAAAGAUGCAUAUUAUAUGGUGGUCUGUAGCCUAUAUAUAUAUCCACGUUUGUGAGCUUGUGGAUACCCAGAAAACCUAAUCGACAUCACUAAACAAAGAAGAAGAGGAAGCAGCAGCAGAAGAAGAAGAGAAUUAAGCUACAGAGGCAUGGUUUGGUCUGCUGAGAAUGCCACCAAAGCUUUCCUCCGGACACUGAAACUGGGAAACAAGGCCAAGGAGCCCGACCUCACCGAGUUCGUGUCGGCAUUGGCCGCCGGGAGCGGCGCACGCCUCAUGGUGGAGGUGUGCGCCGACUCCGCUGGGCCGACCACCCUGGCGCUGAUCGCCGCCGCGGAUCAGACCGGCGGCCGGAUCGCCUGCAUCGUUCGCGGGCCCGACGAGCUGCACUCCUCGCUGGAAGCGCUCGGGCCCGACGCGGGCCGCGUGGACCUCGUCGUCGGCGACGCACAACACCUGCUGCUGGGGGAGUACAGAGGCGCCGACUUCGUCCUCGUCGACUGCGCGUCGGAGGAGCACGAGCGGGUGUUCCGGGCGGCGCAGCUCGGCGCCAUGGAGGCCUGCGGCGGAGUCGUGGUCGGCCACAACGCCUUCUGCGAGAGCUCGAGUCCGAGCGUCGACGCCCUGGGGGGGCUGAGGGUGGAUCUGCUGCCCAUCGGUGGCGGGCUGAGGGUGAGCCGGGUGCCGCCGGCCGGCAAGAGGAGCCAGUGGGUGGUUCGCGUCGACGAGUGCACCGGCGAGGAGCACGUCUUCAGGAUCACAUCUCCUCGCAAGAAAUGGAUCGAAGCUUAAUGAGGGAAGGAAGGGAUUGAAGCCUCCCUCCCAUUUGCAUCUUAAUAGGCUUCUACUGCAAUACAUGUAGUGAGUGCGAUCGAUUGCAAGGCAAAAGACUUCUUCUCAUUAAUAAUGGCUCAAAAGAAGUCAUCCUCCAAUA